AUGUUCUCCUUCGCCAUUCACGUCUGCAGCGUCUUGCUCGCACUUUCCGGGUUGGUCCAUGGUCUCCCCGGGAUCCUGGAGGACCCUGAAGCUGCCGGUCCACCCAGCGGCUACAGCAUCGUUCCCAUCGAGUGGGACGUGCCCAUCGACCUCAACACCCCCGGCAGUGCCACUGUUCACCUGAGCGGUACCAUCCAGGACGUCGUGGCCCGGAUGGAGGAGGACUACCCUGGAUGGAACAAGACCUUCUCACAGCCUGACGAACACUACGACGCUCUCCGGCAACACAUCAGACAUUGA
This is a messenger RNA of Podospora bellae-mahoneyi, 300 nucleotides long. RefSeq lists its product as uncharacterized. The record is from RefSeq and is a predicted model, not a curated record. Lineage: Eukaryota; Fungi; Ascomycota; Sordariomycetes; Sordariales; Podosporaceae. Bases 1 to 300 code for a protein of 99 amino acids. The transcript has 2 exons.